AUGCGUGGGAGAUUCAAACUGGAAACCAAUACAUUGCACAAGCUCAGAUACUUCUUAUGUUUUGCUGCGGGAUUUCUAUUUGCUGUCGGCGUACUCCUUCGCAACCGAGCAAACUCUUGUAGCGAUGUGUGUAAUCAAGUCAUCCGUCGCACAGAAGAAGGGAAAUAUCUGCUUGGUCCGCAGUAUCGUAUCUUUAAGUUGGCGGACGGCUUUCAAAUUCGAGCUACAGCCCAUCCCAAUCCCUUAGAAGAUAUCUUUACAGAAGCAACAAUUUUCUGUCGCUACCAUGCAGUUCAAGUUGCCUUCUUCACGCAGGAAAAGAGACCCAAAAAGCUCUACGGAAAAUAUCCCAUCAGUGGAACUAUUAUGGUAAGCAUCGUCCAUCAGACACUGUGCAAUGAAGACCUCCGAAGUCUCUCUGUGCUUGACCAUCGGUGCCUCCGAAGGUUUGGGCAGGACUGGUGGUUGCAAAUGAGGCACGACGCAUUGGUCGGUCUACCAGGUGGCGGAGUUCGCGUUAACGAAACCCUGAUGCAAGGCCUACAACGGGAACUGCGCGAAGAAAUUGGACUCGACCAUCCGCUGACAACCUUGAAUUACCAGCUUAGCUAUUCCAACCCGAGAAUGGAAUAUUGUGGACACCUGUACACAAAAGAAAUGUCCUGGAUGGAGCUGCAAGACCUCAUGCUCAUUGCAACGGCAAGCUCGGAUAUUGGUGUCGAAAAUCAGGGUUAUUAUUUUUUGCCUACGAUAAACGAAGUAGAUGACGAUCCCGGAUAUGCUGGAUUUCCUACAUUUCUGGCCCAAGCAAUCUCACCCGCAUCACCACCAACAUUGGUGGGCAAUACACUGCAACAACUACUCCAUGUUCUGAUUGAAGUUACGCAGCCACCCAUUUUGUCACAAGACCACUUUCAAACAAGCCUUGAUAAAGCAUGUGAACUUCUUAGGCUCAGUGUUUGUCCUUCAUCUGCUGAAAACAUUCCCACCGGUGCGACUCUGAGCAACUUUUACCAAUGAUUUUCCUGUACACAACCCAAACAGCCG
Molecule: messenger RNA, 1047 nt
Organism: Opisthorchis viverrini
Lineage: Eukaryota; Metazoa; Platyhelminthes; Trematoda; Opisthorchiida; Opisthorchiidae
Exons: 4
Coding region: 1-1020 (339 amino acids)
Biological process (GO): sno(s)RNA catabolic process; mRNA catabolic process
Cellular component (GO): nucleus
Molecular function (GO): snoRNA binding; phosphodiesterase decapping endonuclease activity
Source: RefSeq, a predicted model, not a curated record